AGGAUGCAGCCCAGCCUGGAAGCUGUCACCUGCAGGACACCAGCCUGGGGGGACGGAGAGCAGGCCCUUCUCCCUCGCAUCCUCAGGGCUCAGAACACUGAACUGUUCCACAUUUCUGUGAGCUCCGGCUGUGCCAGAACACUGGAAGUGCCCCCGGUGCACGGGGGUGCCAGUGUAGGAAAAACUGUGUCAGAGGACAGCUACCAGCACCACGAGCUGAUUCCAGCCUUUCCCUGUCCACAGCGUCUGUGAGAGCUUCUGGCAGAUCGCUUCACCUCUCCGAGAUGAACCUCAGCUUGCUCCACAGUGUAGACUGUUGAGGAUGCAGCAAAAACAGGCAGCCGGGCACUUUCCGCGUCCUAGGCUGAGGCCCCGCCCCCUCCCUAAGGCCCCGCCCCAUCCCGCUGGCAUCAGAAACCUCGCCGCCAAGCCCCGCCCUCAAAUCCAGCCCCGCCCCAGCCCUUCUCUGGCUAUAAAAUCCCCCGCCCGCUCGCCAGUAGCGAGCUGGAGCCCAAUCGGAGCGGGGCCGCUGCACUGUGUACUCCCCAUUGGCUGUGGGUGGCGGCGGGGUCGGGCCCGGGCCUGUGAUUGGCUGACGUGGCCGGUGACGCGUGUUCCGAGCGGCCCGCGGGCUCCGGGCCCCAAUGGAGGCCGCAGCGGCGCUGACCCGGGCUGCUUCGAGGCGGCGGGGACCGGCGGCCAGGAAGCCAGGGGCGCAAGAGGAACCGGGGCGGCGGCCGAGGCGGCGGCGGCCCGGGCGGAGAACCAGAGAGGAGCCAGAAGAAGAAGCCGUCUUUCGAGAAGUGGUCCAUUUUAGUCCGGAUCCUUUGCCAGUUAGAUAUUAUGACAAGGAAACCACUGAACCUGUCAGCUUCUACCUGUCUUCACUGGAGGAGCUGCUGGCCUGGACACCCCUCGUGGAGGACAGCUUCAAUGUGGCCCUGCAGCCCCUAGAGUGUCGCCAGCCCCCGCUGGGCAGCCAUAGGCCCCGGACCCUGGUGUGCCAUGACAUGAUGGGUGGAUAUCUGGAAGACAAGUUUAUUCAGGGCUCAGCGGCUCAGAGCCCCUACUCCUUCUACCACUGGCAGUACAUCGACCUCUUUGUAUACUUUAGCCACCACACAGUCACCAUCCCCCCAGUGGGCUGGACCAAUGCUGCCCACAGGCACGGGGUCUGCGUGCUGGGAACCUUCAUCACCGAGUGGAAUGAUGGGGCGAAGCUCUGUGAAGCCUUCCUGGCUGGGGAUCCGAGCUCCUACCGGGCAGUGGCCGAUCAGCUGGUCCAGAUCGCCCAGUUUUUUCGUUUCGAUGGCUGGCUGAUCAAUGUUGAGAACCCGUUGAGUGUGGCUGCUGUGCAGAAUGUGCCUGCUUUCCUGCGUUAUCUGACCGCUGAGCUCCACCAGCGCAUCCCGGAGGGGCUGGUGCUCUGGUAUGACAGUGUGGUACAGAGUGGGCAGCUCAAGUGGCAGGAUGAACUCAAUGAGCACAACCGGAUCUUCUUCGAGGCCUGUGAUGGCUUCUUCACCAAUUAUAACUGGCGGGAGGAGCACCUGGCGCGGAUGCUGGGACAAGCCGGGGAGCGCCUGGUCGACGUGUACGUGGGCGUGGACGUGUUCGCUCGGGGGAACGUGGUCGGAGGCGGGUUUGACACGGACAAGUCGCUGGAACUGAUCCGAAAGCACGGCUUCUCUGUAGCUUUGUUUGCCCCCGGCUGGGUGUAUGAGUGCCUGGAAAAGAGCAGCUUCUUCCAGAACCAGGACAGAUUCUGGAAUCUGCUGGAACGUUACCUGCCCACACACAGCAUCUGCUCCCUGCCCUUCGUCACGUCCUUCUGCCUGGGGAUGGGGACACGGAGAGUCUGCUAUGGACAGGAGCAGGCCGUGGGGCCUUGGUACCACCUGAGUGCCCAGGAGACACAGCCCCUGUUCGGUGAACACAAGCUGCCUGGUGACGGCUGGGGCUGGGUGAAGGUGCACUGCUGCCUAGCAGACUCCUGGCAUGGGGGCAGCUCGCUGCUUCUGCAGGGGGUGAUCCCGCCUGAGGUUGGCAGUGUGGCUGUGAGGUUGUUUUCCCUCCAGAUCCCAGCACCACACAAAAUCUUCCUGUCCUUGGUGUAUAAGCUUGAAGGGUCCACGGAUGUCACGGUUGCCUUGGAGGUCUCUAUGGGGGAUGCCGACAGCUGUCAUGUUGGUAGCAUCUCAGUGCUGAAUGAAACAGGUUCAAGGCACAGACCCCGACCCCUCCGGGUGCCCCCCACCAGACUGGCCAGAUGGGCCAGCCGCUGUGGCCAGCAGCUCAGCGGGGGCUGGAUCCAGAGGUGCUACGAGGUGAGCCUGCGUGGGUGCCUCCUGCGGGACCUCUUUGUGAACUUGUCACGGCCGCCAGGUAGUCAGGAGGAGAGCUUCAUGUGUCGCCUGGGCGAGAUCCAGGUGGUGGAUGCCGAGACCCUGCUGGCCCCUCUGCCCCAGGUGCAGAGCGUCACCAUCUCGCAGGUCCGCUGGCAGCCGCCCACCUCUGAGGUGGAGGGGCCUCAAGGCCGGCUGAGGCUCAGCUGUACCCUGCACUGGUCCUACCUCCUCCUCCAAGCCCGCUGCUUCAGAGUCCACUGCUGGGAGGGGGCGAGAGGCAGGGAGCCGCCGGGGCCAGAGAAGCCCACGUUCCUGGGCCUGGCUUUUGUUAACCAGUACCGGGUGGUGGACUUGGCGGUAAAGGCCGCUGGGCCCGGCCAGGAGGGCCGUGUGGAGUUCCUGGUGGAGCCCGUCCCCAGGGAGGGCUUCCAGGUCUCUCAGGCCGAGUGGGGCAGGGCAGCCCUAGUCUACUCCGUGCCUCUGUGAGCCGACACUGCCUCACCCGACUUGCCUUGCCCCUUGGCUGGCUGCCAAGUUCUCUCUGGGACUCCGCUAAGUAAGGCCAGGUGUCCUGAAGGCUGGGUCCCCAGGAUGUGGUGGCCAGGGGUGGGGAGGGGCGGCGUUGGUCACAGGAAACCAGCGUGCUGAGUGAUGGUGCCCAGGUGGGCACCGGGCCUUGGGUCUGCAUGUAACUCUCUCCACAGUGUGCGGUUCUGAGGGAAAAGGGAAAGGACGUGGGGAGGUUUUGUCCAGAAAACUCCAUAAAGGAUAUUUUCACAUAGGUUCAAAGGUGUUGGUGCUGAGAAGAGUGACCUUUGAUUCCUGCAGGUCCCACGAUGAGAAAUGAACGUAAAUCAUGGCAGGAAGGCUUUGGAGCAGGGCUGGGGGCUGUCAGAGGACCUCAGAGGGCUGGGAUGCAGCCUGAGGGUAGGGGCACAAACGAGGGGCCCAGAGUGGCAGGAGAUGGUGCCCUGGAGCUCAGGGCCGGGCUGGCACAGCAUUACACCCGGCCUGAGCAGGGUGGGCCAGCCUGGUCUGGACCACCUCCUGGGCUUGCUGGCUCUGGCACUGCACUGCCCCUAUAGCUGAGGUCCCCUGCCUCUGCUGCAGCUCCCCUGCCCUAGGCUCACAGCAAAGCCUGUGCCAAGGCGGGAGGGCGCCUGGAUGGGCACCUGCCCCUCUCUUGCACCCUCCUUCCCCUGCCCUGCCACUUCUGCACCCCCUGCAGGCCCCCUUGACAGGGGUGGGCGGGGAAGCUUCCUGCCACAUCUCUUGGCCGGGGUAAUGUGGCUCCAUUCCCCUACUCUCCUUCACGUGCCACAUGGGCUCUGUCACAUCCUGCACAGGGUGGAGGUUCUCAGGCAUGUUUCACGCUGGGCCACACAGUCAUCGGUGGGGUGUACUUGCCCAGCCCUCCUGUCCGUUUCCUGUGCUGAUGUCUGGGACAGUGACACCAGCUGGAGGUCGCACAGAGGAGCCAGGACCUGUGGACUUUACUCUGUAGUAAGGCAGGGCUGCCACAUCUGUUUCUGUCCUCAGAGAGGAGGGAAUGGACAGGCUAGUCCUGCUCAGUGCAGGGGGCGCCCAGCCUGGAGGGCAGAGGUCUCCUGCAGGGGCUGAGCGUUGCCCGCUCCCACCUCCUGCUCUCCAAGGGCCUCUACCUCUCGAGGAGUGGAAGUGGAGUGGAGCAGGGCAGGUGCUGGGGCUGGGUUCUGUGCCCCAUCCUGAUUGGGAACACUUUCAUGUCUUAUGUUGACAAACGAGCACCCCGAAUACAGGGGAGGGCCAUGACUGCUGACCACUCCAAAACUGAGGCCACCAGCCCCGGGCUCUUUCUGAGGUGGGGACAGGGUGACAGCUGCCAUGCUCAGGCUACUCCACUUCCUCCGCUGUGGUUCUGUUUGACAAUUCCUCGGAGCACCUGAGUGUCUCUGCCAUCGGGAAGCAGGGGACCUGGCUGGGGGCUGCUUCCUGAUCUUGCACCUUGUGUCCCCAGAGGAGUCUCAGGCCGCAGGGCAGGGCAGGAUGGGGCAGGCUGGGCUGCCUACCUGGCCUCCGGGCCCCAGCACCUUGGUACUGGGGAGAGCAGCACUAACGCCUGCUUCCCUCGUUUCCUGAGGCCUGUUUCUUAAAGUUCCUCCGAAUAUUUUAUGUGGAGAAAGAAGGAAAAUUUAUAGUGGCAAUUAUUUCCUCACAGUCUGGUGAGCAAGCAAUUAGAAAUAAGAGGGCUUAGCAGAGCAUGGCGUUCGGCAGAGCCGUGCCACGCCACUCCCCCAGAGCACAGCCCUGUCCGACAGCACAGGCUCAAUCCCAUGCAGGAAAAUUAAUCUGCCGGCAUUUGAGCUGUGGCCCUCUGGUGAGUGUAAUCGCUCUGAAAUAGAUUAUCCGACGUGGUGAAAAAUGAGAAGGCCAGUGGGUGAGAUCUGGCUCCCUGGCCCAGCCCAGCUCUAAAGCUCUUUGCGUGUCUUCUGUCCACCCUCCUGCACCCCAGGAGUGGGGGCCUGAAGCGUGCAUUUACCUUGAAGUAGCACAGCUGCUGCCCUGGCCAACGUGCCUCCCUGCCAGUCUACCCUCAGGCGACCACCCCAGUGGUGGGGUUUCCCAGCCUGACCCUGCUGCCUUCCAGGUGCAUCCUGCCCAGGAGACGUUCUGUACCCAGCUGCCACUUGGCAGAGGCGUCCGUCUGUCUAGCCAGUCUGGACAGGAGGGUUGGGACUCUCAAGUCUUGCCGACAGAGUCUUCCUCCUCCUCUUCCUCAGUGCCCCCUGGUGGGCAUCAGCUGCCUGUCCUAGACCAGGCCACACACCUGGUCUUGUGCCCUCCACCCUCGGCGCCCAGAGCUGCCAAAUCAGAAAGCUGUCCUGGCUUGAAGAAAGAAAUCUUUAUUAAUAACCUUAAUAAUAGUAAUACUGUUAAUUUGAGUGGUCACACCUUGG
Molecule: messenger RNA, 5284 nt
Organism: Heterocephalus glaber (naked mole-rat)
Lineage: Eukaryota; Metazoa; Chordata; Mammalia; Rodentia; Bathyergidae
Gene: Engase
Product: endo-beta-N-acetylglucosaminidase
Biological process (GO): protein deglycosylation
Cellular component (GO): cytoplasm
Molecular function (GO): mannosyl-glycoprotein endo-beta-N-acetylglucosaminidase activity
Source: RefSeq, a predicted model, not a curated record